AUGGGAUUCGAUUACUGGCUGGUCCACUUGAUCUGGACACUUCCGCCCGCAACCCUACUGACAGCGGCCUAUUGGCCGUUCUUCACGAGACUUGAGAUUACCAAGAUACUAAUUCUAAUAAACAUCGCCGUUCUCUCCACCAUCCCAUGGGACUCGUAUCUGAUUCGCAAUCGCAUCUGGUCUUAUCCAGCCGAUGCAGUUGUCGGGCAUAAAUUAUUUGAAAUUCCAUUCGAGGAAAUAUUUUUCUUCAUCAUCCAAACAUACUGCACGAGCUUGCUCUAUGUCAUUCUCACCAAGCAUCUGGUACUUCCAGCUUACUUGCUGCCACGAAAGGGCAAUUUCACAAAAGCCAUUGGAUCUGCCAUAUUGAUGGCUGGAACUGGUAUUGGCAUUAUCUUCACAUCGAGCAAGAACCACUUGACAUAUCUUGGCCUAAUCCUAGUAUGGGCUCUUCCUGUGUUGGCCUUCCAAUGGCUUCUUUGCGGGAACUUCCUCCUCGCAUUGCCAAAGAGACCCAUUCUCCUCUCCAUAUUGUUGCCGACUUUCUACUUAUGGAUCGUCGACUCUCUCUCGCUCCAACGUGGCACAUGGGUGAUUGAACGUGGAACAAAAGUGGACAUUCAGCUUUGGGGGUCAUUAGAUCUGGAGGAGGCAGUAUUCUUUCUCGUCACCAAUGUCAUGGUCGUUCUUGGUCUGGUGACUGUAGAUCAUGCUCUUGCGAUGGCCGAGUAUGACAUGGUCAUGACCAAGCCGGCGGACAGCCAUCAAUCGUCGAUUGCCCAGAUCUUCUGGUCUUAUAUGACCAGUCAAUGGAGAUCUUUCGAUGUCCGGUUUCUCGAGGGGUUGAAUGCAGCCAUCGAAAAGCUAUCCCAAAAGAGUCAAAGCAUGUAUUUGGGUAGCGCGAUGUUCCAGGACAGACUGCGGAUUGACCUUGUUCUCCUGUACUCCUUCUGCCGUGUUAUCGACGACUUGGUGGACGAAGCUCCAGAUAGUAAGACAGCGCAGGCGAACAUCAAAGAAGCAUCUCAAGUUUUGCAUUGGCGUUUUUCAACGAAACGACCUACUAAACCUCUUUAUGAGUAUUUGGAAGUUGAGAAUGGUCCCGAGCAGACAAGCGCUUUAACUCCACUACUAUCCUCCAUCGCACUGCUGCCAGCCUCCCGUCUCACCUUGAAACCACUGCUUGAACUCUUGUCCGGGUUUGAAAUGGACCUUGGGUUCUCUGCUGAAAAGCAAGAAUUCCCAAUCACGACUGAAUCGGACCUGCAACUCUACGCCCAUCGUGUGGCGGGCACCGUCGCAUCUUCUCUCCUCGAGUUGGUAUUUAGCCACUACGGAAUGGACGAAAAUAAAUACGAUCGCGCUCAACAAGAGAGAAUCAUCAACUCUGGGCAGUGUAUGGGACAGGCAUUACAAUAUGUCAAUAUUGCCCGCGAUAUCAAGCGGGAUGCCGCGAUCAGCCGGGUUUAUAUUCCUUCUUCUUGGUUGGCGGAGGAAGGAAUCACCCCGACUGAUGUAUUAGCCAGUCCAGAUGAUGACAAACUCGCCAUAUUCGAGGAUCGCAUGUUACGCAAAGCGAAUGAUGCCUAUGAACAGAGCGUGGGAGCAAUCGAUGAGCUACCCAAGGAGGCUCGCGGGCCUAUUAAGACGACAAUAGAGAGCUACAUGAUGAUUGGGGGAAUGGUUCGCAAGAGGCGGCAAGCUGGAAUCAAAGAGGAAGGAAAGUUGAAAGUGCCUUUGUGGCGGAGGCUCCGGCUCGCGUGGUGGGAAAUGAGUGUCAGUCAUUCAUAA
This is a messenger RNA of Penicillium atrosanguineum, 1791 nucleotides long. RefSeq lists its product as uncharacterized. The transcript is spliced from 6 exons. Gene Ontology annotation, molecular function: intramolecular lyase activity; geranylgeranyl diphosphate synthase activity. NCBI's taxonomy places the organism in Eukaryota, Fungi, Ascomycota, Eurotiomycetes, Eurotiales, Aspergillaceae. Bases 1 to 1791 code for a protein of 596 amino acids. The record is from RefSeq and is a predicted model, not a curated record. Gene Ontology annotation, biological process: biosynthetic process.